AUGGCAAACCCUCACUGGUUCCCACCGACGUCAUCACAAUCACGCGAUGGUAAACCCUCACUGGUUCCCACCGAAGUCAUCACAGUCACACGAUGGCAAACUUUUUUCACUGGUUCCCACCGACGUCAUCACAGUCACGCGAUGGCAAACCCUUACUGGUUCUCACUGACGCAAUCACGGGCACGUGAUGGCAAACCCUUACUGGUUUCCACCGAUAUGAUCAUGGAUAGUGUCUUGGCAAAUCCACCUGAUUCCCAAGAACACCUAACAGAUACGCCUUGGCGAACAUACUUGGUUCCCAAGGGCGCGUUCACAGAUUUCUAG
Arabis nemorensis is the source of this 324-nucleotide messenger RNA. NCBI's taxonomy places the organism in Eukaryota, Viridiplantae, Streptophyta, Magnoliopsida, Brassicales, Brassicaceae. The record is from the annotation of a GenBank genome assembly.